Molecule: messenger RNA, 7548 nt
Organism: Lingula anatina
Lineage: Eukaryota; Metazoa; Brachiopoda; Lingulata; Lingulida; Lingulidae
Product: rho guanine nucleotide exchange factor 10
Biological process (GO): actin cytoskeleton organization; positive regulation of stress fiber assembly
Molecular function (GO): guanyl-nucleotide exchange factor activity; protein binding
Source: RefSeq, a predicted model, not a curated record
CCUACUUUCUACCUAAACAGGAGGAAAUUAAUGGAAGUAGUAAUAGGGAAGAGAUCUUUGGACAUGUCAGUAGUUAAUAAAGUAAGGGCCUCACUUAACUAGAGAGCUUAUCAAGAACAUGUUGAAGACGGCAGUUGUGCAACUUGGGUCGUUAUAAAAAUGUCAGAGAAAGAUAACAAAAGUAACUCCACCUUGCCUCCACCUGGACACUGGCGACAGUCCAGCUACAAACAGGCCACAGACAGAGACUUCGAGGAAGGCGUGAACUUUGACCGAGGUCAAACAAGGCCAAGGUCAAAGUUAACCGAGAGUGGGGAUUUUGAAGGAGUUCUUGAACGAGCUCUAGAGACUGGUAUUAAUCGGACAAAUUCAGGUCAAAAUUUUGAGGAUUCUGUAGAAAGUUGUGGUGAUAACAGCACUUUGGCUGCGACAGGAUCUUACAACCUUGAUGACAUCGAUGAAGGGCUUGUAGGAGAGGGAACAACAGCAGGGGAUGAUGAUUUGGAAGGAACUUUAGAAAACAGUCCAGCUUUUCCUGCCUCUGCUGUAGAAGACUAUGAAAUGGCCCAUCCUGUUAAUUUAUCGGUUGUAAUGGAACAAGAUUCAGCCAGUCUUUCAUCUCAAGAACAAAACUUAGCAGAAGGAAAAGGAACUGAUUUCAAUUCAAAGAAGGAAAGCCAUGUGCAUUUUGAAAGUGCAAUAGAAGAAUCUGGAGCAUAUGAUGACACGGUGUCUGUGCCACCACUAGGUGUCUCUAAGGUCCAAGAAAUGACAAAAAUUUUCAGUGAAACUCCCAACAUUCCUAUGCCUCAGACACAUGUGAUAUAUUCUACAGGUCUACUUUCAUCAGAAAACAAAUUCACUGCAGAAGAAAAAGAAGUGCCAGAGGCGACAUCUAGUGAGCAGAUGGUAGUAGAGACCUCCAGUGGAACAACAGCUGUUACAACAGCUGUUUCACCCCCACCACUUCUACCGAGGGAUGAGAUCACUCCUGUGGCCAAGAAACUAACGAAUGGUCAAUAUAACCAUUAUGUUAAUGAUGCCAUUUAUGACGACAUUCCUGAAGAUGUGUCACCUGUCCAGGAAAGGUCAAAGGUUAAGGAAGAACUGUAUGAAGAUGUCCCUGAAGAACAAAAUGAUGCGGCAAGCCCACAAAGCCAAAAGACAGAACAAACCAAUCAGGACACAGAUAACAAAGCAUCAGCCAAUCAUGACCAAGAUAAUAAAGUGGAUGUUCAGUCAAAGAUGCCAUAUGACGAUGUUCCGGUGGAAAGCUUACCAGUUUCUGAUCAAACUGUUGUUAACAGUAGACCGCAGAAGCCAGAUGCACUGGAUGUCAUUUCUUCCUACGACGUGUUGUGGCGUGCAGCUAAGAAGAAAAAUAAAAAACCUGCACUGGGUCAUUAUGGCUAUUUGAUCAGUCCAGCCCCAGGGGGAGAAGAUGAAAAUAUUGCUAAGGAUGCUGGGGACCUUCAGGGUGAAGGUAAAGGUGAAGGUCAAGCAGAUAUAGGUCAAGGUCAAGUUAAAAAAGAAGAACCAGCCUAUUUUGUCUAUGAUGACCGUGCUGGGACUGCCUCUAACAUGGCAGAUUUUCGCUCCGUGAUGUUUAACUCCAGUGCAGGAGUUUAUGAGGAUAUAGAAGACUCAGACAGCAAUCCAGAUGACAUCUACGAACCUGUAGAGGGCGCUGAUCAACCUGACGAUGAUGAUGAUGAUGACGAUGGAUGGGGUUCGGAAGAAUUCGAGGAAUAUUCAGAUUUUGAGGGAGAGGAGAUUCCAUCGCCUGGUUCCGUGACCCUCCCAAGGGGAUUGGAUCCAAAUAAGGUUUAUGAAAAUGUUAUCCAAAUGUCUUCGACCUCGGUUAGAAAAGUUCGAGCUAAGUCCGCUCAUGAGUUGCCAACACAGGAGGCCCCAUCCUUCAUGAGUAACUUGAGAAGAAUCGGAAGUUUUCGUAACAAACCAGACAAGAAGCCAGACAAUGAAGAACCUCAGAUUAUAGACGUGUAUCUGAGCAGCAAAAAGCACCCCCCGCCUCAGCUGCCUCCAGAGCCAGAUAAUCUGACAGCAGAGCAGAAGAAGAGGAGACACAUUCUAGCUUCUCUCAUUGACAGUGAGAAUUCCUACGUGGUGUCUCUUAAGAGGCUGGUGGAGGACUAUGAGAAACCCCUGAGGCUGGACCCCAACAUAUUGAGCAUGGAUCGUGUCCGCGUGAUCUUUCACCGUGUGUCAGACAUCCUCCAGUGUCACCUGAUGUUCCAGAUAGAGCUGGAGGCUUGCGUCACUGACUGGGACAAGGAGGAGAGCAUUGGGAAUGUUUUCACUGCUUCUUUUUCUAAGGACCUCGUCUUUGAUGCAUACAGUGCUUAUGUCAACAACUUCUCCAAAGCCAUGGACACUGCAAAGAUGGCCGCCAAACAGAAGGCUUCAUUUGGGGAUUUCUUGAAGGAGAAGAUCAACAAAGCCCCUGACCGCCUGUCCUUGUUUGGAUUAAUGGUGAAGCCAGUACAGAGGUUUCCACAGUUUAUUAUGUUAUUACAGGACCUACUAAAACACACGCCUACUGGCCACAAGGACAGAAUGGCCCUGCAGAGGGCGCUGACGGAGCUGGAGAAUCUGACCCAUAAACUGAACGAGUGCAAGCGUCAAGCAGAACAGAAACGAGAAGCCAAAGAGAUCAUCAGCAACCUUAACGUCAGUGUCAUGAAAAAGGGCGUCAACGAAGGAAACAGAGCUUUGGUCAGGCAAGAUGAUAUGACUCAGAUUGCUGCCCAGAAGGAGUAUAAUGUCCAUGGUACCAUCAACAAGUCUAAGAUGAGAAGAUUGCUCAUUCUGAAUGAUCUUCUCAUGUGUACCAGUAUAGAGAGAAAAGAGUCCGAGAGUGGCAGUCUGAUAGAGAAACACCGUCUGAAGUGGUACGUCCCUAUCAAUGAAGUGGAGCUCGUUGACACAGCCAUUACGCCUAACAUGCAGGUGACAGUGAAGUCGGAGCCUGGGAGGACCACAAUCUCUUCACUGAAGCAGGGGACUGAGUAUAAUGUCCAUGGGACCAUCAACAAGUCUAAGAUGAGAAGAUUGCUCAUUCUGAAUGAUCUUCUCAUGUGCACCAGUAUAGAGAGAAAAGAGUCCGAGAGUGGCAGUCUGAUAGAGAAACACCGUCUGAAGUGGUACGUCCCUAUCAAUGAAGUGGAGCUCGUUGACACAGCCAUUACGCCUAACAUGCAGGUGACAGUGAAGUCGGAGCCUGGGAGGACCACAAUCUCUUCACUGAAGCAGGGGACUGUGAAAGAUUACUCCUCCGAGGGAGCAAUGCAACUCCGUAGAGAACUAGACAACAUGCUGCAUGACUUCGCUGUGGUCGGUCAGGUGACAAACCUCAUCUCUUCCCUGAGGUAUCAGUACGAGCUUCUUUCGGAAGAAACCAUGGAUAGUCUGAAGCGCGAACUUCUUAGAAAAAUCCAAGCCAAAGAUGAACAGCUCCGAAUGUAUGACAGUUAUACAAUUCAGAUCACGUUUCCAGAAAAUCAUGUGCGGAAUGCUAUAGCCGAGUCCACUGCCCACUGGUCAGCUGCACUGAAAGACGACAAGAAAACCACAAAAAAUAAAUACACCAUUAACAGGACGGGCCGUGUGAAGUACACGUACCAGGUGAGAUCCCCAGAGGAGAAGCAGUCCUGGGAACUGGACUUUAAGAUGACCCAGUUAGCCAUGGAUCCCAAUAACAACCCAGCCUGGACCUUCCCUGAACAUGUAGAGAGGGAGAAGGGACUCCUGAAGAUGCCUCUCUUCAUCAGAGCUCUGCCCAUAGACAUCACCAAACAGUAUACAAAGGUGGAUUGUGCUGUCCCAGUGUUCCUCCAGUCCAGUGAUAACAGUGGACUGGGAAUACAGCACCUCUGGGCCUGUAGUAGUAAUGAAGAUAGGGGGCAGGUGACCAUCAUAUCCCUCCACACCAGCAAACCAAGGGUGAUCGAAUCCUUCAUGGCAUGUGAGGCAAAGAUAGUCUGUGUGGAGUUCGUCCCUGGUCCCAAUUUAUUUCAGGGGGAAGAUGCCAGUGACACUGUGUGUGCAGGAGACACAGUCUGGAUGGGGACUGACAGUAACAGAAUUGGGGUAUAUUCAGUGAGGGAACAAGAGAGAAAAGAUGCCAUUUUUACAAUAGAUAUCCCAAACCCAAUAAGGACAAUGAAGUACAUGAAAGACAAAGUAUUUGUUGCCAUGGAGAAUGGUGCUAUCAUAAUAUUCAGCAGGGGAAAGGAUGAUGAGUGGAAGAUCAAUGAGUCUCACACUUCCAAACUUGGAGAGCAGCCUGUCUUGUGUCUUCUGGAAGUGGAGGAUAAGAUGUGGUGCGCCUGUGGGAAUAAGAUUAAUAUCAUCAACCCAAAAACAGAACUGAAAGAGACCAUAGUCAUACUAGACAAGCUUUUACACAAGAAGAAAACUUUGACAGUAGAGAAGAGUGGUUGUAUACAGUGUAUGGUGCAGUCUGGCUGUGGGUUCUGGAUCUCAUUUAAAGAAGAAUCCCUGAUCCGCCUCUACCAUGUGGAGACUUUUCAACAUCUGCAGGACAUUAACAUAGCGUCGGCCGUCACCAGGGCACUGAAACAUAAAGCCAGAAAACCUGGUACAGAUUUCUCACGCGGUAUAGCCAUCACCUGUCUCAUGGCCAGUAGAGGUAUCCUGUGGAUUGGUACCAACAAAGGUAUAACCCUGUCCCUCCCCCUUCCCAGGUUGGAGGGUGUACCCCUCAUCAGUCGAGGACCCAGCGUGUCAUGCCACACCCAUAUCGGUCCUGUCAAAUUUUUGGUGGGUAUUUGCCCCGAGGUCAUCAUUGACCCUGUCCCCGGUCGGGCUGAGAGUUUCCAGGAAGAUGCGAAUGGUGAAAAUGUUGAUGUGAAGGAUACGGACAGACUGGAGCUGCCUUGUUCAGCUAGCGAUGCUUCAGCAACUUCGCCUUUGUCGUCGCCCUCGCCCAAAGCUACAUCUCCCAAAUGUCCACCAGAGAGUACGUCUGGUUCUGGAAGUCAGACCAUGCCAGCAGUGGUUUCCCCGAAGUCAAAGCGGAAGAGCAAGGGAGACAUCAGGCGAAUAUCCCUUUCCCAUGUCAGUGAGAAGACUGAGAGAACAUCUGACAGGGAGGUUAUUCGUAGCUACAGCAUUGAGCAUAGUUUUAAACCACUUAAAGCUAAUGCUAAGUCCAAAUGGAAGUCCACCCCAAUCGGAUUGGAUGCCAUUGACAAGGUGGAGUAUGAUGAUGAUAUUUCGGUGUUGUAUGGAAGCUUGCUGAAAGGCACUGGGACGGAAGAUUAUGAAGACGUCUUGGUGCAGACUUCUGGAGAACAUGGGUACAUGACUCUACAGGCAACGGGAGCAGACCUCCUCCGUUAUCGAAAAACUAAAACUGCUUCGAUAAUGUUUCCCAAACGUCGGGUAAAAAGUAUGGCGUCCCCUGCUGUUGGGGAAACAGCCCAUACCUUCAGUUUCGAUUCAGCUGUGAAGUUGCGCAGCUACAACAGAACAUCUUCCGAACUGACAAGUAGUUUCGAGUCUGUAGAUGAAACAGAAGAGGACAUUGCCACCCCUGCUAGUGAUGAUGUGGAUGAAAGUGAUGCGGCAAAGUCCUCAGACAGAAAGUUGCAUAAUUUGCACUGUAAAUCUGUGAUCGUUGUAAGUGGAGGAGAUGGGUAUUUAAAUUGGAACAUUGCCACUCCAAGGGACAAGAAACAGGAGGACGCGAGGCUUAUUUUAUGGCAGUGCAAGGUGGCUUAAUUGGUCUCCACCAAGUAACUCAUUUUAUCUGAACAUCAAUAUUUUCAUUCCAGUACAAUGUAUGUCUUUUCUAUAGGAGGCUUAGGUUUAGGCUUCUCUGGCAGACUAGAGUACACAGUUAUUGGUGAUGUAAUUACUCUGAGUGAUUGCAAUCGGCAUUCCUAGAAGAAUGUAUCUUUACAUUCUAUUUAUGGAGGCAAAUAAAAACUAAGGGAAGUGAAAUAGAAGAAUAAGGAUGGGACCAAGAGGACAAGUGAUACUUUUAAGCUUAAAAGCGCCACCUAUAAUAUUAUAGGUCAAGCAGCAUUCUCUGUUAAUGUGCAAUGGACCUUAGAUUUUAUACCAAGUGGAAACGGCAAAAUGGAAAUUUUUGUUUGAUUCUGUUAAUUGAAAUAGGAACAGUAAGUGAUUUAGAUUCCCGUGACUUAACAUUCUUUAGCAGAGAAGGCUUAGCUUAUACACAAUUUUCAACUAACCCAAUUUUGAACUACAGUGGAAAAGUUUGUGAAUAGCUUUUAGCACUGAAAUACUUAGAAUGGUAAGUAAAAAUUAUCUUAACGUUUCCAAUAUUUUUGCAGUGUUAUUCCAUUUUUGUUCUCACCCAUGACUUACACUUCUAAUAGGAUAAAAAUGUUUACAAUGUGAUGAUAAACAAGGUAGAAAUAGGGUGCAAACUGUGAUACAUUUUUAUGUUAAAGUUGUGGAAAACUCCUAAUUGCCAUAUUAAGUUUGUGUAAAAUUGCACACAUAUGACUUGCUGAUGUACAAUUUACAGUGGAACAAGUUUUUAAUGUAAAAUUUAUAUUGAAAAAUAGGUAAACUCUAAAAAUUAUUAAAUAUAGUUGUGAAAAAACAGCAAAGAUACAGCAAAGAAUAAAUUAACAGGCGCUCAGCUGUAAUUGGAUCAAAUUAUCUUUAGCACAAGGCCUGUAUGAUUGUUAAAAAAAGAACAUCAAAUUAAGGCAGAAAUAUUUGUAUGAUAACUUUAUUUGAUAAAUAACAGGUAUUGUAUAAAGUACACUUGAAAUAUUCCAUAUUGUGAUAUCUUAUACAGUGAAUAACAGGUCGGUGCGUGUUAUAUAAAAUGAUGACUAUUUUAUACAUCAUGGUACAGUCUGUACAAAUAUUCUUGAUAAUAUUAGCCUACAUAUAAAAGUGUAUUGUAAACAGUUUUGAGAAUUAUCUUGUUGAUACUAUUUGUAGUUUUGCAGAAUUGAUAAAUAUUCAGUGAUACUUGUUAAGAUGUGCUUAAAGACGGAUUUUUAUGAAUUUGUGGUACAAUUAUUUUGAUUAUAUUUAUUAUGAUUGAUAAAAAUAUGACGUUUUAUGGUGUUUGAUUUUUUUUUUAUAGAGUCACUGCUUUUACCAUUUUUGAAAGCGUGUCAGAAUCAGUCUGUAUUGUUGUCUAAAAUGUUUUAAAAAUAGUUCUAAAAAGACAUUUUUAUUCUUAUUUCUGAUUGCUGAUUAAAACGAAAUAUUUUGAUCAAUGGGUGAUAAAAAAUAUAUGAAGUUUUUGUAUAUGCCAAUAUUUCCUCCUUUUGAUUUUUGUAUAAAACUGCUUAAAUAAAUAUUUACUGAUGUAUGCCUUGCCUAUAAAUCUACUGCAGUGGAUAUACAUAUACUACCUGUACCUGUAGUUGUGUAAUAUAAAUAUAUAAAACGAUACAAGUGAAUGGAAUUGUGUACAUGGCGUGGCUUUCAAUUAUUGUGAAUAUUUUCUGGCUAUAUGCUGUUUAUGUAGAUUGUUCAUUUUGAUGAGGAAUAAUAAUGCACAUCCUUAAA